ACUCAGCUAUACCGGCUCGAGUUUCGGCUUAGUGAACUCUUCGCAAAGGAAAGGAUACAGCUGUCUUAAGGGUGUAUUUCACCGGACUGAUCUCCGCUUAAAACUCGCAGAAUUCCUCGACAAUCAACGGUGAAAUUCAUCAUAGAGCAUUGCGCUUAAUCGUGAAUUGUUUCGCAGUGACAAACCGACAUCAACACAGCCAGAACUGCUCCCAGACAAUCAAACGUGUGUGAUAUAACAGCUUAAAAGACACGCUCAAUUGAGUGUCAGAUAUGUGAGUGUUUUGAGGCUGAUAUUGCUUGGCGUCGAAGUGCUCUGCAUCAACAAAUACCUUAAGAAGUAUUGUUUAGAAUAUCAUAGUGUCCCGGUUUUAAACUGAGUCCAUCUGCAAACAUGGCGAGUUCAUUAGGGCUGUUUUUGAAUCAGGAUGACUUGGAUGAAGCAAACCGAUUGUCCAAGAAAAUCGACUAUGUUCACUUAGAAGACUAUGAAAAGGAUAUGGUUCGGAAUAUUCUGGAGUUCAACUGGGACUCUCAACACCAAAUGGUGUCGAAUCUGCUGCACUUUCCCCGCAUCAUGCCUGAAGAUAAGCGAGUCAAAUGGAUUUUAAAGGGAUUAAGGGAAGAGAAACAGUCUUAUUAUGUUCUAGCAGCAGCUACCGGAGUUGCAGGUCUAAAGCUUCAUGGCAAAGAUUCAGAAGAAAUCGUGGAGCUGCUGAAGAACAUCUCGACUUCGCAGAACGGAAUGGUAGCUCUUCGGGCGUUCAUGUCACUUGCCGAUUAUUUGAAACACCCGAAAGAUACCCCCUUUGUGAUGAAAUUCAUGAAGAAAUCCAAGUCGAAUUUGAGAUAUAAUUCGCUGGACUGGCUGAUAGAAAAUGUCAAAGAUCGAAAGGAGCUGUUGUCCUUGUUCGAGGAUGAAUCCAUCCCGGAAGAUGUCAGACUUGAGGCCGUGGAACGAGUUAACAAUUCAACGGAUAGUGAGGCGCAAGAUUGGGCAAAUGAAGAUCUCCACCAUUUCACAUUCGUGCCAAACCUGGCAGAGUUUGAAGCCAUGCGGACAAAGGAGCAGACACUCUCAGAGCUUUUUUCCGAGCUCGAUCUGGAUAAAGAUGGUUUGAUCGGUGCAGAAGAGCUGAAAGAUUUCUGUGAAGACAUUGGCCAGGACAUCAGCUUGGAGAGAGCAGCAAAAGAUAUUGCGCUGGUAGACAGUAAUAAAGAUGGAAAAAUUGACAAAGAUGAGUGGAUCGAACUAAUGUUUCCAAAGUUUAAUGUUCAAUGAGAAUUGUUCAUUGAACUCUAAUUUAUGAACUAGAACCAACAACUACUUCUUCAUAGGAGUGGCUCCAUAGUAGUUUAGAGAGGAUUAACAGUUUCGAACUCACUUCCCUUUGAAACGCAGAUGGAAAACGCUUUCCACAAUUGUAGUCUUAGAUAGGAAUGGCCAUUUGGUGACACAGAAGUGAUAAUUAAACUGUUUAGAACAUAGCUAGCCAGUUAGGAACUCGCUCCCUCCUCUGUGAAAUGCAGAUAUAUAACGUUCUCCAGGGUCCAGUCUCUGUGUCUUCCUUCCGUGGGAGAUCCGAGGACUCCAAAAAGAGGCUGUUUAUCUGACCCGAUGGUAGUCUUGUAACCGUAUUCGAACGAGAUACGAAAAGGAGAGAAACGUUCUUUAUUCUUUCUUAGUACGUGGGUUAGGACCAAUUUACAGAUAGAAUUUUUUGAUGGAGAAGGGAGAGGAGAUUUUGUUUCUGAUUUUUUUUUAAAGUUCCUCCUACUGAUCUUUCUUCCCAAAGAUUAAUCGACUUAAUCGUAACCUUUAGGAAUGGAUACGAGUACGUCGAGCACACAGGAAGAAGGGAAAGGCUACACAACUUUGUUUGUACAUAGAGCAACUUCUCUCGAAGACGUUCUUUUAAGAAAGCUUUCUCUAUGACAGGAAAGAUUGUGUGUGAAAAUGCGAGUGUAAUAUAUAAACUUUUUGUCAAUGAACAGCUUUAAAUACCAUAAUGCAGUUGUGUUAAGUUAUUAAACGAUCAAACAGAGCGAAGAAAGUAUUAGAAACUCCAAAUGAGUUUUUAAGUAAAAACAAGAAUACUGCUUGAAGCAAAGGAAGUCGCAAUUAGUUUCAGUUUGGUAUCUGACUGGUUAAGAGGUCAGUGCGAGUGUUUUGGACCAAUCACCGAUCGCAGAUUACUCUCGACACAAAAUUGUUCUCUAUAAUUAACGAGCAACUUUAAAUUGAGCCAAACUCUGUUCCAUUAAAAAGCCCUCAAAUACUGUCUGGAGGUCACCUGUAUAUCACUUUCUUUUACACAUAGAUUAACCGGAACGUACUAGACAUUAAAAUGCAAACUAAUCCAAUGGAAGCCGUACCAUAACUAUGUUAUUCCCAUGUCUCUUACUAGCGACGUUUCUGCCCUUAGAGGAGAACUGGGAGCUAGUUUGGUUGAGGAUAUUAGAAACUGUCGAUCAUACGAGAGUCCAUCUGUAAAGUACCUCAAACGACCCUCGUUUGCGUAAUAAA
Pocillopora verrucosa is the source of this 2526-nucleotide messenger RNA. RefSeq lists its product as uncharacterized. The record is from RefSeq and is a predicted model, not a curated record. Gene Ontology annotation, molecular function: calcium ion binding. NCBI's taxonomy places the organism in Eukaryota, Metazoa, Cnidaria, Anthozoa, Scleractinia, Pocilloporidae.